CUCAUUCCGCCACUUUACUUGAGCUCCGCCGCCGCCGCCGCCGCCGCCGGAUGAGCACCGCCGAUCUCUCUCUCUCCUCCGCCUUCAAUCCAAUUCACCGCCCGCUCUCGCGUCGUCCGACGUUCUCCUCCGCCCCCCAUCUCCUCUCUCCACCUCCAUCGCCAUCUCCUCGGCCGCAUCCGCUCCUCCUCGGCUCAAGCCGCGCCGAUCGCCGCGGGAUCCUCCGCCGGACGUCUCCGAUCACCAUGUCCAGCCACGGCGCCGACCGGCUCCCGGACCGGCUCCCGCUCGAACUGAGCGAACUUGACGACGAGCCCGACUUCGAGAAGCUCCUCAGCCCCGGCGGCCGCAUCUCCAUCUGCGGCUUCGGUUCUCUGCUCUCCGAGCGAAGCGCGAGGAGUACGUUUCCCGAUCUGGUUGACUUUAGGGUGGCGAGAUUGGACGGAUUCCGGCGCGUUUUCGCGCACGCCGCUCCUAUUUUCUUCGAGCGCGGCAUCGCCAAACCCGAAACCAUGGAGAUCUCCAGCCUCAGUGUGGAGCCAUGUGACGGCGAGACUCUCGUGGUUACGGUCUUUGAGAUUGAGAAAUCCGAGAUACCAGCUUUCAUCAGGAGGGAACUCGAGUUCCGAUUUCUCGCUGUCAGGCCUCAGAUGCUUGAUGGCAAGCCCUUUGAUAAUCUAGCGGUGCUUUGCGCUCGCUAUAGCGAUGAGGAAUUUUUCCGAAUCAGAUGCCGAGGAAGCAAGGAGAUCUAUUUUCAACAUUAUGGACGUUACGAUAUAGAUAAGAUAUGGCGGGAUGAUGUUUUUCCUUGCCGCGUUUAUCUUAGGCACUGUGUCUUGGCCGCAAAGAAUCUGGGUGAUGUUGCCUACGACAAUUUUCUGGAUCACACAUACCUGGCCGACUGUAAAACGACGAUCAGAGAGUAUUUGGAAACAACAGGGUCGGGCAUCAUGGAAGAGGAGCCUCCAGAAUCCCUGAGAACCCGUUAUGGCGGCUAAUGUCAUUGGUGAUGUUUCUUCUGCAACAGAUAUUCUUGCUUUGGACCUUGUGGUGUUCAUCCUCCCACAUUUUCGAGAAGCCUAAAGAAAGCGAUUCUGUAUAAUUGUGAUGUUAAAGAUUUCUUCUUGCGUUAUUGGUCGAUUGUAAUUAGGCAAUCAACAGAAAUCUGGUUGUAAAGCUUUUCACAAGAUGAA
This is a messenger RNA of Syzygium oleosum, 1193 nucleotides long. RefSeq lists its product as uncharacterized. The record is from RefSeq and is a predicted model, not a curated record. The transcript is spliced from 8 exons. The coding region runs from base 51 to 998 and encodes 315 amino acids. Lineage: Eukaryota; Viridiplantae; Streptophyta; Magnoliopsida; Myrtales; Myrtaceae.